Coccomyxa subellipsoidea C-169 is the source of this 2988-nucleotide messenger RNA. RefSeq lists its product as hypothetical. The transcript has 19 exons. NCBI's taxonomy places the organism in Eukaryota, Viridiplantae, Chlorophyta, Trebouxiophyceae, Coccomyxaceae. Gene Ontology annotation, molecular function: oligopeptidase activity; serine-type endopeptidase activity. The record is from RefSeq and is a predicted model, not a curated record. The coding region runs from base 200 to 2566 and encodes 788 amino acids. Gene Ontology annotation, cellular component: cytosol. Gene Ontology annotation, biological process: proteolysis.
CUUAACGCAUCAUGAGAUGUUAUCGUGAGAUGUGGACGGUAUACGUGUGAUUCCAUCUUUCUGCUGGCAUCGUACCCAACAGAGAUUGCGCGUAUCUCGGAUGAAGUGUGAUAUCUGAUAAAUGCUUCUGUGAUAAUAGUGCGAUCUAGAAGUGGUGCUCAUAAAAUUGGACGACGCUGGUUAUGGGAUCAAAUCCAACAUGAAGCCAUCAGAAAAGAACAAAGUCACUUUUGCAGUUGGAGCGAUAGCUGCAACGGCUGCUAUGGGAUACAUGUUAUCCAGGCUGUGGAGAAGGCCAGCCGUGAAGUGCUGCAUUUCCAGGGCCAAGCUCGCUGUUCUGCCAUAUUUCCAGUAUGGGAGGAAGCGCUUCACAACCCCGCCAGUUGCUGUCAAGGGAGCUCCCCAGGGGAACAUUUCAGUAACUCCCUCAGAGUAUCCGGAGGUGAGGCGGGGUGACACGGUGGAGUCUCUGCAUGGCGUGCAGAUCACAGACCCCUACCGCUGGCUUGAAGACCCUGACUCACCCGAAACUGUUGCAUUUGUGGAGGCACAAAAUAAGCUGACAGACAGCAUCUUGAAGAAGUGUGCCAGCCGUGAAAAGUUUAAGAAGCUGCUGACGCAAUUGUACAACUACCCCCGCUUCUCAUGCCCCUUCAAGCGGGGAUCCAGGUACUACUACACGCACAACUCGGGGCUGCAGGCGCAGAAUGUGAUCUACACCCAGGCACACCUGCAAGCUGAGCCCAAAGUGUUCCUGGACCCCAACAAAUUCUCUGCCGAUGGCACCGUUGCCCUGGACAGCUUUACCUUCAGCGAGGAUGGCAACCUUGUGGCCUACAGCACUGGCAGUGGCGGGUCGGACUGGCGCAAGAUAGAGCUGAUGCAUGUCAAUGCUUCUACGGGCGAGGGCAAGAAGCUGGAUGAUCUGCUGGAGUUUGUCAAGUUCUCCUCCAUUGCGUGGACCCAUGACAACAAGGGCUUCUUCUACAACAGAUACAAGCCGCCCAGCAAGUCUGCCAAGCUCGGCACAGAGACAGACACAAACGUGGACCAGCAGCUCUGGUACCAUGUUGUGGGGACACCUCAGGCGGAUGACAAAUUUGUGUACGCUGUACCCGAGCACCCAGACUGGUUCAUUUCUGCUGAGGUCACCGAUGAUGGCAGGUAUCUGCUGCUGUCCAUGUCAGCCGGAUGCGAGCCCACAAAUCGGCUUGCUCCUGUGGGCGUGCGGCCGCUGCCACUGACAAAGCUGGUGGAUGACUUUGCGGCGCAGUGGGAGUAUGUAGCCAAUGAGGGCACCAGCUUCACCUUCAAGACCAACCUGUCUGCCCCACGAUACAGGUCAGCUGCCGCACCCAAUAUGACUACUCUUGCGCCAGGGGAACCUCACACCUGGCCAGACGUAAUCCCCCAGCACGAGAAGGACCUUCUGCAGUGGGCUUCCGCGCUAAAGGGGGACGUGCUGGCGAUGUGCUGGCUGCACGAUGUGGCGUCAGUGCUGCAGCUGCGCUCUCUGACCAGCGGCGAGCUUCUGAAGUCCAUCGCCCUGCCUGGCCUGGGCAGCGUGAGGUCCUUCUCUGGCCGGAGAAGCCAGUCAGAGAUGUUCUACAGCUACAGUGACUUCACAGACCCUGGCCUCUUAAAGCUGCUGGACACAGCUAAUGCAAUACUUGAACCAGAGCUCUUCCGGAAGACGGAGCUUAAUGUGAAGGAGGACCUCACAAAGCUAGAAACAAAGCAGGUGUUUGUGGAGAGCAAGGAUGGCACAAAGGUGCCCGUGUUCAUUGUGGGGAGAAAGGGCCUGCAGCUGGACGGCUCCAAUCCCACCCUUCUGUAUGGCUAUGGAGGGUUCAACAUCAGCUUGGAGCCAGGUUUUAGCGUCACACGUCUCUGCUGGAUGCUAGCAUAUGGCGGAGUGUACGCGGUAGCAAAUCUCAGGGGCGGCGGGGAGUAUGGCAUCAAGUGGCGUGAGGCUGGGUCGCUGCACAACAAGCAGAACGUGUUCGAUGACUUCAUUGCAUGUGCCGAGCACCUCAUCGGUACGGGGUACACCAGCCCUGCAAAAUUGGUGACACAGGGUGGCAGCAAUGGCGGUCUUCUGGUGGCAGCCUGUGCUAACCAGAGGCCGGACCUGUAUGGGGCGGUGAUAGGGCAGGUGGGCGUGAUGGACAUGCUGCGAUUCCACAAGUUCACCAUCGGUCACGCCUGGGUCAGCGACUACGGGUCACCUGACAGCCCAGCCAACUUCCCCUACCUGCUCGCUUACUCACCCUUGCACAACGUGCGCAUUCCCCUGGAGGAGCCGCGCCAGUACCCGGCCAUGCUUCUCACCACAGGGGAUCAUGAUGAUCGCGUGGUUCCUCUGCACACCCAUAAGCUGCUGGCCACGCUGCAGCACUGUGCUGCCACUGAGGAGGGCAGCGGUCAGCAGAACCCACUCCUUGCCAGGGUGGAGGUGAGGGCAGGCCACGGCGCAGGCAAGCCCACAGAAAAGAUCAUCGAGGAGGCAGCUGAUAUCUAUGCCUUCGCGGCGGAGGUUAUUGGCGCUAAGUGGGUGGACACGUGACAGGUCCCUGGUCAUGUGAGCCAAGUAUAGCACUUUCUUGAGUCUUACUGCGUUUACCUGAGGAAUUCUGUACAUUUCUUGGGGGCUUUUGGUAAAUGAGAUCUGAAAGCAAUAGCAUUCCAUGACACAGGAGCACCAAAGUAAACUUCAUAUAUAUAUAUGCUGGUUGAAACGGUGGAGGGUUGUUAUUCCCCCGAAAGGUGCACUUAGACUGCCGGGCUUUCUCGAAACAGUCUUCAUCUCAUCUUCAAAGUUUUACAAUGAGUUAGUGACUCUUUUUCUCGAACGUGACAAAUUGGGCUGUCCUGCCUUGGAUCGGGGAGCAUGAUCGAGUCUACUAUACUGGCGUGCAAGAGCUGCAAGUCGAUAACGGCUUUGAUACGACCACACUGCAGAAAGUAUAUUUUUAUUCGAAUCGAUAC